Messenger RNA from Pipistrellus kuhlii (Kuhl's pipistrelle), 1616 nucleotides. RefSeq names its product alanine--glyoxylate and serine--pyruvate aminotransferase (gene AGXT). Bases 174 to 1418 code for a protein of 414 amino acids. NCBI's taxonomy places the organism in Eukaryota, Metazoa, Chordata, Mammalia, Chiroptera, Vespertilionidae. Gene Ontology annotation, cellular component: peroxisome. Gene Ontology annotation, molecular function: L-alanine:glyoxylate transaminase activity; L-serine:pyruvate transaminase activity. The transcript is spliced from 11 exons. The record is from RefSeq and is a predicted model, not a curated record.
AGGCCCUGGCAGAAGGCUAAGCACUGACCAAGGGUGAGGUAACCAGCACAAGCGGGCAGCAGGCAGCGGGCGGAGCUAGAGCGGGAGCCCAUCCACAGGCCUCCCCUCUGACACCGCCUGUGCGCCUGUGUGUGUGUGACGGGCACGCUGUCCAGCACGGGGCCAGCCGGGAAAUGCUCCGCACUCUGACCUCCGCCAGAGUGGCCCUGGGGCCUCGGGUGGCAGGCUGGGUGCGCACCAUGGCCUCGCACCAGCUGCUGGUGACCCCCCCAGAGGCCCUGCUCAAGCCCCUGUCGGUGCCCAGCCGGCUCCUGCUGGGGCCCGGCCCCUCCAACCUGGCUCCACGCGUCCUGGCGGCCGGGGGACUGCAGAUGAUCGGCCACAUGCACAAGGAGAUGUACCAGAUAAUGGAUGAGAUCAAGCAAGGCAUCCAGUACGUGUUCCAGACCAGGAACCGCCUCACGCUGGCCAUCAGCGGCUCGGGGCACUGUGCCAUGGAGGCUGCCCUGUUCAACCUCCUGGAGCCUGGGGACUCCUUCCUGGUUGGGGUCAACGGCAUUUGGGGACAGCGGGCAGCCGAGAUCGGGGAGCGCAUAGGAGCCCGCACACACCCGCUGAUCAAGGACCCUGGAGGCCACUACACAAAGCAGGAGGUGGAGGAGGGCCUGGCCCAGCACAAGCCGGUGCUGCUGUUCCUGACCCAGGGGGAGUCCUCCAGCGGCGUGCUGCAGCCCCUUGAUGGCUAUGGGGAGCUCUGCCACAGGUACCAGUGCCUGCUCCUGGUGGACACUGUGGCAUCCCUGGGCGGGACCCCCAUCCACAUGGAUCAGCAAGGCAUCGACGUCUUGUACUCGGGUUCCCAGAAGGUCCUGAAUUCCCCUCCGGGCACCGCACUCAUCUCCUUCAGUGACAAGGCCAAAAAUAAGAUCUACACCCGGAAGACGAAGCCCUAUUCCUUCUACCUGGAUAUGAAGUGGCUGGCCAACUUCUGGGGCUGUGACGACAAGCCCAGGAUGUACCACCACACGACCCCCGUCAUAAGCUUGUUCAGCCUGAGAGAGAGCCUGGCCCUCAUCGCAGAAGAGGGCCUGGAGAACAGCUGGCGACGGCACCGGGAUGUCACCGCUUACCUGCACGGGCGCCUUCAAGGGCUGGGCCUGCAGCUCUUCGUGAAGGAUCCCGCGCUCCGGCUGCCCACCGUCACCACGAUCGCCGUGCCUGCUGGCUAUGACUGGAGAGACAUCGUCAAGUACCUCAUGGACCACUUCUCCAUCGAAAUCACGGGCGGCCUUGGGCCCUCCUUGGGGAAGGUGCUGCGGAUCGGCCUCCUGGGCUACAACGCCACCAGGGAGAACGUGGACCGAGUGAUUGAGGCCCUGCAGGCGGCCCUGCAGCACUGCCCCCGGAACAAGCUAUGACUUGGGCACCCGGCCAUGCCCUUGGGCCCCGGGGCAGGAUAAGCCACUGCCCCAGCCCCAAGUGGCUUUCCCCUUCCUAGUGGAACUCCCUGAAAAUGGCCCUUUGGGCUCAGGAUCCUCAGCUCCCCGCAAAUAAGCUGCAGUCCCAGGUCACUGGCCUUCUGAGAAUACUCAAUAAAGAACCAGUGGUCAUCUGUC